This is a messenger RNA of Saccharomyces paradoxus, 3351 nucleotides long. It is a transcript of the gene VHC1, whose product is annotated as Vhc1p. Gene Ontology annotation, cellular component: membrane. The transcript has a single exon. The record is from RefSeq and is a predicted model, not a curated record. The coding region runs from base 1 to 3351 and encodes 1116 amino acids. Lineage: Eukaryota; Fungi; Ascomycota; Saccharomycetes; Saccharomycetales; Saccharomycetaceae. Gene Ontology annotation, molecular function: potassium:chloride symporter activity. Gene Ontology annotation, biological process: chloride ion homeostasis; potassium ion homeostasis; potassium ion import across plasma membrane.
AUGGUUAGUAGGUUUUAUCAGAUCCCAGGUACACAUCGGCCACCAUCGGCAAUAUCUUCUUCAAAUGAAUCGUCUUCACUGUUGUCUGCUAGACGAAUAAGUCAAACAUAUUUCAAUUAUCAGGCGACCCCUGAAUGCCAAAAAGUUUCUUCCAGAUAUGAUCCCGAUAAUCCAAACAAGGACAAGUUAGGAACAUACGGUGGAGUGUUUGUGCCUACUGCAUUGAAUGUAUUGUCUAUCCUUAUGUUUCUUCGUUUUGGCUUCAUUCUGGGUCAGUUAGGCAUUAUAUGCACCAUCGGUCUUCUGUUGUUGAGUUACACCAUUAAUCUUCUCACGACGCUAAGUAUAUCUGCUAUAUCUACAAACGGGACUGUUAGGGGAGGGGGUGCCUACUAUAUGAUUUCAAGAAGUUUAGGGCCUGAAUUUGGUGGAUCUAUUGGGCUUGUUUUUUUUCUGGGGCAGGUGUUUAACGCAGGUAUGAAUGCAGUGGGUAUUAUCGAACCUCUGCUUUAUAACUUGGGAUAUUCUGGCCAAGGCGAGCCUCCUGCGGCUUUGGGGGAGUUACUACCGAGAGGUCAUUGGUACGAAUUUACAUAUGCCACAAUAAUACUUUUCCUAUGUUUUUCUGUGGCUUUUGUUGGCUCGCAAACAGUGUCAAGAGCAGGGAACAUUCUUUUUUUGGUACUAGCUGCUUCUAUAUUUUCCAUCCCAUUGUCUGCGCUGAUUAGGUCACCGUUCGUUGAAGGCGGUAUCAGUUAUACCGGCCCUGCAUGGCAAACCUUCCAUGACAACCUCUUCCCUCACUUGACAAAGGGUGCAGCAGGUUCCCUACUCAAAGGUAAGGAGACAUUCAAUGAUUUAUUUGGGGUUUUCUUUCCCGCUACUGCUGGUAUAUUUGCGGGCGCAGGAAUGUCAAGCGAAUUAAGAAAACCUUCCAAAUCCAUUCCUAAGGGCACUUUAUGGGGUUUACUAUUCACCUUUAUCUGUUAUGCUGUUGUUGUCUUCUCCAUGGGUUGUUCCAUUCCAAGAAAAUCAUUAUAUGGUGAAGUGCAGAUUAUACAGACGAUCAGUUCCGUCCAGUGGGUUAUAUUUAUGGGUGAAAUGGCCACAUCUCUUUUCUCCAUCAUUGUAGGGAUGCUUGGAGCUGCUUAUGUGCUAGAAGCCAUUGCAAAGGAUAACAUUAUUCCAGGUUUGGAGAUUUUUGCUGAUAAACCGUUAUAUUCAUUGAUUUUUACUUGGAUUCUGACGCAGCUAUGUUUGUUUUCAGAUGUCAAUAAGAUUGCCACCUUUAUCACCAUGACAUUCUUGAUGACAUUCGUGGUCAUGAAUUUGGCGUGCUUCCUGUUAGGUAUUUCAUCAGCUCCAAAUUUUAGGCCCUCUUUCAAGUACUUCAACAGAUAUACCACAGCAGCCGGCGCAUUACUUUCUGUUGUUGCAAUGUUAAUUGUUGAUGGCAUUUCAGCAUCUGUUCUGUUUUUGGCUAUGAUUUUGCUUUUCUUAUUUAUUCAUUACUUUUCACCACCGAAAUCUUGGGGUGAUGUGUCGCAAAGUUUAAUCUAUCAUCAAGUAAGAAAAUAUUUACUUCGCCUGCGUCAAGACAAUAUUAAAUACUGGAGGCCUCAAAUAUUGCUAUUUGUAGAUAACCCAAGGACGAGCUGGAACUUGAUAAGGUUUUGCAAUCAUUUGAAAAAAGGUGGUUUGUAUAUCUUAGGCCAUGUAGCGGUAACUGCGGAUUUUCCGAAACAAUUAAAUGAACUAAAAACCCAACAAAAGGCUUGGAUGAAGAUCAGAGACAUGGCAGCAAUAAAGGCCUUUGUCCAAGUUGGGACUGGUCCCUCCCUUAUAUGGGGAAUCAGGAAUGUUUUUAUUGGUUCAGGAUUGGGAGGUAUGAAACCAAACAUUACCGUUGUUGGUUUCUUUGACCUCGAAAAUUAUAGAAAGCACAGGCCACAAAAUAGCAACAACAAUACCAAUCAGAAACCGGUAGAAAUAAAAGCUACCGUGCCAGGUAGCUCAUGCUCUGAUAUUAGAAUCAAUGUUCCAUUGCCUACAGAUGAGUGUAAAAAUGAAACCAAAGUUAACGUACAACAAUGGGUUCAAAUUGUUGAAGAUCUAUCACUGAUGCAAUCCAAUAUUGCCAUAGCGCAUGGAUUCAAGAAUUUAGAGAUACCAAACAAAAGGGACCGUUGUUUUCCAAAAAAAACUAUAGAUCUUUAUCCCAUUCAAAUGUGCGGAAAAGUUGAGGCAAAGGGUGAUCAACCUGCGUCUAUCACUACUAACUUUGAUACUUAUACACUUAUACUACAAUUGGCUGCCAUUUUGAUAACUGUUCCUGAAUGGAAGCACACGCACUCGCUUCGAGUUAUUUUAUUUGUUGAACAAGAAUAUCACAGAACGAACGAAGUUCAGCGAAUGAAAAAAUUAUUACAGGUUCUAAGAAUCGAUGCGGAAGUUCUGGUAGUGUCUCUGGAUCAAUUCAGAGUAUACAACACAAUUGUGAAGGGAGACCCAAUCGUGUUCGAUUAUGUCAACUCGAAAUUGGCUGAUAAUGAAUGGUGGAAAGAUUUGGUUGAAGCUCGUGAUACAUUGAAACCAAAGCGGAGAUUUUCAACUAUUGAAUCUCAAACGAUAGCAAGGCAAUUUACACAAUCGAGAAAAUAUACUUCUGGAGUUCAGAAAUUGGGUGUCUCAUUUACAAUGAAUGCGAGCAUGCCGACUAACCGCAUUGAUACUCCAUGUGAGAGUGAGGAUUCUGAUUUGGAUACAGAUCUUACAUCAAUCCGCGAUGCCUUCUCAGCAUCGACUAACGUUCCAGUAGGUAAGGAUUUAACGACUAGAUCGAAGACUGGUUCCGACAGAACAAACUUGCUCGUAAAGAAUUUACAAAGUGAUGUGUCAACACAAUCAUUAAGGCCCGUUUUCUCGAGUAAUACUUUGCCAAGGACGAGAGUCGUGGAAGAUGGUACCGGUGAACAGCCAACCCUGAUCCCAAUUGCCGAACCGGAUCUCUCAAAUGGGAACGGUAUCGGGAACGGAAACAAAUCAAAGAAACCUGUUCUUCCCGAAUUAUCACCCUGUUGUUCUAAAGAUAGUCUAGUUACAGCAAUGCAAAAUUUAGGUUUUAAUGAUCUUCCAAGUACUGCUCAACAUUUGAUCCUGAACGAUAUGAUGACACAAAUGUCAAGGAGUUCGGAUUUGAUCUUUUCAACGCUACCGAUUCCAGCCCUUGGAACACAUGAAGAUCAUGAUGCAAGUUUACAAUAUGUCGAAGACUUGGAUAUUUGGUUGGAAGGUUUACCGCCAUGCAUGUUAAUCAAUUCGCAAACCAUGACUGUAACUACUGCAUUAUAG